AUGGAAAGCAUGAGUACGGAGAGAAUGAGUACGGAGAGAAUGAGUACGGAGAGCAUGAGUACAGAGAGAAUGAGUACGGAGAGCAUGAGUACGGAGAGAAUGAGUACGGAGAGCGUGAAAACAGAGAGAGUGAGUACAGAGAGCGUGAAGAGAAUGAGUAUGGAGAGCAUGAGUACGGAGAGAAUGAGUACGGAGAGAAUGAGUACGGAGAGCAUGAGUACGGAGAGCAUGAGUACGGAGAGAAUGAGUACGGAGAGCAUGAGUACGGAGAGAGUGAGUACGGAAAGCGUGAGUACGGAGAGCGUGAGUACGGAGAGCGUGAGUAGGGAAAGCAUGAGUACGGAGAGAAUGAGUACAGAGAGCAUGAGUACGGAGAGAAUGAGUACAGAGAGCAUGAGUACAGAGAAUAUGAGUACGGAGAGCAUGAGUACAGAGAGAAUGAGUACAGAGAGAAUGAGUACGGAGAGAAUGAGUACGGAGAGCGUGAGUAAGGAGAGCAUGAGUACAGAGAGAAUGAGUACAGAGAGAAUGAGUACGGAGAGAAUGAGUACGGAGAGCGUGAGUAGGGAGAGCAUGAGUACGGAGAGCAUGAGUACGGAGAGAAUGAGUAUGGAGAGCGUGAGUAGGGAGAGAAUGAGUACAGAGAGAAUGAGUAGAGAGAGCAUGAGUACGGAGAGAAUGAGUACGGAGAGCAUGAGUAUGGAGAGCAUGAGUACAGAGAGAAUGAGUACAGAGAGCAUGAGUACAGAGAGAAUGAGUACAGAGAGCAUGAGUACGGAGAGUAUGAGUACGGAGAGCAUGAGUACAGAGAGAAUGAGUACGGAGAGAAUGAGUACGGAGAGCGUGAGUAAGGAGAGAAUGAGUACAGAGAGAAUGAGUACGGAGAGAAUGAGUACGGAGAGCGUGAGUAGGGAGAGCAUGAGUACGGAGAGAAUGAGUAUGGAGAGCGUGAGUAGGGAGAGAAUGAGUACAGAGAGAAUGAGUAGAGAGAGCAUGAGUACGGAGAGAAUGAGUACAGAGAGCAUGAGUACGGAGAGCAUGAGUAUGGAGAGCAUGAGUACAGAGAGAAUGAGUACAGAGAGCAUGAGUACAGAGAGAAUGAGUACAGAGAGCAUGAGUACGGAGAGCGUGAGUACAGAGAGAAUGAGUAUGGAGAGCGUGAGUAGGGAGAGAAUGAGUACAGAGAGCAUGAGUACGGAGAGCAUGAGUACAGAGAGCGUGAGUAUGGAGAGCAUGAGUACGGAGAGCAUGAGUGCAGAGAGUGUGAGUACAGAGAGAGUGAAAACAGAGAACAUGAGUAUAGAGAGAAUGAGUACAGAGAGAAUGAGUAUGGAGAGCGUGAGUACGGAGAGAAUGAGUACGGAGAGCAUGAGUACGGAGAGAAUGAGUACGGAGAGCGUGAGUACGGAAAGCGUGAAUACGGAGAGCGUGAGUACAGAGAGAAUGAGUACAGAGAGCAUGAGUGCAGAGAGAAUGAGUAUAGAGAGCAUGAGUAUGGAGAACAUGAUUAGGGAACAUGAAUAG
Messenger RNA from Ylistrum balloti, 1524 nucleotides. Its product is annotated as serine-rich adhesin for platelets-like. Bases 1 to 1524 code for a protein of 507 amino acids. The record is from RefSeq and is a predicted model, not a curated record. NCBI's taxonomy places the organism in Eukaryota, Metazoa, Mollusca, Bivalvia, Pectinida, Pectinidae. The transcript is spliced from 2 exons.